AUGGUGUUUUUUAAAGUCGCAGACAUGGAAGAGCCAAAGUACGAUUUAACACGUCCAUUCCCGGACCUUGAAGUCCUCUUUAAGUACAAAUUUCUUAACACCCCCGACAAGUCGAUCAUGGGAACGAAAGUGACCCACCCUCCGAACGCUUCAACGCCACCCUAUACCCAUGCCGGAGCAUUCGUGGCGGUACACGUCCUCACAGGAAGCGUUCUCAACAAGAUGAACGACAAUCCGAUGAUAGUUUUUACGAGGCUCCAGGAUGCAUGCAGACAUCGUAUUAACGAUAAUGCCUGCAAGACUGAGGAAGCGAGCCUGUUUGUCACGAUGGUAAUGGAUACAGGAAAGAUGGAGGCAAUUCUGGAAAAAGAUGGCGUAGCGGGGCUUGUUGUAAUUGAUGAGGAAUACAGGCAGGAAGUGAUGGCACAGAUAAUGAAGUUGCAGGCUGAACAACAGGGGUCCUGA
This is a messenger RNA of Pseudogymnoascus verrucosus, 465 nucleotides long. RefSeq lists its product as uncharacterized. NCBI's taxonomy places the organism in Eukaryota, Fungi, Ascomycota, Leotiomycetes, Thelebolales, Thelebolaceae. The record is from RefSeq and is a predicted model, not a curated record. The coding region runs from base 1 to 465 and encodes 154 amino acids. The transcript has 2 exons.